Messenger RNA from Oryza brachyantha (malo sina), 1411 nucleotides. Its product is annotated as 3-hydroxyisobutyryl-CoA hydrolase 1-like. The coding region runs from base 73 to 1221 and encodes 382 amino acids. The record is from RefSeq and is a predicted model, not a curated record. The transcript has 14 exons. Gene Ontology annotation, molecular function: 3-hydroxyisobutyryl-CoA hydrolase activity. Gene Ontology annotation, biological process: L-valine catabolic process. Lineage: Eukaryota; Viridiplantae; Streptophyta; Magnoliopsida; Poales; Poaceae.
GUCGCGCACGCUGGCUGCGCACCAAACGCACGCUCGUGUGGUGACUCCUCCCCGCUGCUUCUCUCCGCCCACAUGGCGUCGCCGCCGCCGCCCGCCGACACCGACCUGGUUUUAGUUGAAGCAAAUGGUGCCACACGGACAUUGGUUUUGAAUAGACCAAAGCAGUUGAAUGCCUUCUCCUAUGAAAUGAUUAUGAAGUUUUUGAGAUGUUUCACUGCUUAUGAGGAAGAUGAAGGAGUUAAGUUAUUGAUUGUGAAGGGGAAAGGAAGAGCAUUUUGUGCUGGUGGUGAUGUUUCUGCAGUUGUCCGGUCUAUAAAUAAUGAUAGCUGGAAAUAUGGUGCUCAUUUUUUUGGAAAUGAAUUUCUGUUAAACUAUAUCAUUGCAACAUGUAACAAACCUCAGGUUUCGCUUCUUACUGGAAUUGUCAUGGGUGGAGGUGCUGGUAUUUCUAUACAUGGAAGGUUCCGAGUUGUCACCGAGAGCACGAUUUUUGCUAUGCCAGAAACAGCAUUGGGUCUCUUUCCAGAUAUAGGGGCCUCUUAUUUUCUAUCUCGACUUCCUGGGUUCUAUGGAGAGUAUGCUGGUCUUACUGGUGUAAGGUUGGAUGCUCCUGAAAUGCUUGCUUGUGGCCUGGCAACUCAUUUUGUACCUUCAGAUAGGCUGGCUUUGCUAGAAGAAUCACUUAAGAAGGUUGAUACAUCUGAUCCCUUUGCUAUAUGUGGAAUUAUCGAUCAAUAUUCGCAACAACCAUCUCUUAAAGAAAAAAGUGCUCUGAAUAGGCUGGAGAUCAUCAACAAAUGCUUUUCCAAAAGAACAGUAGAAGAAAUCAUAGCCUCUCUUGAACAAGAGGCUCUCAAUGUUGCUGAUGAAUGGAUUCCUGUUGCAAUCCAGUCCAUGAAGAAGGCUUCUCCUACUAGUCUGAAAAUAUCCCUGAGAUCGAUAAGAGAAGGGCGAACCCAAACAGUAGGUGAAUGUUUGCGUCGAGAAUAUAGAAUGGUUUGCCAUGUGAUGCGUGGUGACUUCAGUAGAGACUUCUUUGAGGGAUGCAGGGCUAUAUUGUUGGAUAAAGAUCGAAACCCAAAGUGGAUGCCUCCAAGGUUGGAAGAUGUGCACGAUGAUGCGGUCGAAAAAUAUUUCUCCAAGGUUGAUGAUCCAGAGUGGGAGGAUCUGAACCUACCUCCUAGACGUUCGUAUGGAAGGAGGCUUGUUCCCAAGCUUUGAUUGAAGCCUUAAUCCAAAGAGAUUGGUGGUGCUUCUGAAUAACAACAGAUCGUCUCCAAUUAUAUGGAUAUACCUGGAGACAAGCGAUGAUUGAAUAAAGCUGAAACGUAUUAUAGGUCAAGAAUUUUAUUAGCAAAUUGAGGAAACCAUAGUCUUAAUGCGAUGCUUAUUGGUAUCGCUUUUGUGCGUU